Messenger RNA from Gavialis gangeticus (Gharial), 1756 nucleotides. RefSeq names its product papillary renal cell carcinoma (translocation-associated) (gene PRCC). Lineage: Eukaryota; Metazoa; Chordata; Crocodylia; Gavialidae. The transcript has 7 exons. The record is from RefSeq and is a predicted model, not a curated record. Gene Ontology annotation, cellular component: nucleus. The annotation marks the transcript as partial.
GGGCUCGGCCUCGCCCUGCCGCCCCCCGCCGAGCCGGGCCCCGCCAAAACCAAGAAGCGCGGCGAGCCCGUGCGCAUCACGGCGCCGGAGCUGCCCCGGGGAGAGUCAGAUUCCGAGGAAGAUGAACCAGCAAAGAAGAAGAAUAGUCUUCAGGGUCGCGGUGAGGGCUCCGGUUUGUCUGCUCUGCUUCCUCAACCCAAGAACUCCACAGUGAAAGAGACAAAUCGGGUACUUUUGCCCUACGCUUUCACGCGGAAAGCAACAGAAAAUGCCCCUGAGUCCAAACCGGCCAGGGUCCCAACCUCCUCCUCUAAGACAAAACCCCUGUUCAAGCCAGCAGUGGCCACAACCCCUUCGCCGUCUGCUAUCAAAGCAGCUGCCAAAAGCGCUGCCCUGCAGGUGACCAAGCAGAUCACCCAGGAAGAAGAUGACAGUGACGAAGAGGUGGAGCCCGAGAAUUACUUCUCCUUGUCAGACAAGAGUGAGCCCAGUGUGGUCAGCACGGAGGCAUACAUGUACUCUGGCACUGUGGUGACGGAGGACCCACCCCCAGGCACAGAACCAGAGCCCCAGUUCCAGGAUGCUGCCGCAAAUGCCCCUCUGGAAUUCAAGACAGCUGUGGGUUCAAGCUCCACGCAGCACAGCUGGGCACCCAAGCCUGGUGAAGAGUAUGGCGACCAGUCAUACAAUCAGUUCCCUGGCUACAGUGAUGCCAAUGCUACUGGUGCUUACUACCAGGAUUACUACAGCAGUGGCUAUUACCAGGAGAUGGAGCCAGCCCAGGGACCGCCACAAGAGACUGGCAGUGACUCCUCCUUCAUCGAUGAUGAAGCGUUCAAGCGUCUCCAAGGUAAGCGGAACCGAGGGAGGGAAGAGAUCAAUUUUGUGGACAUCAAAGGAGAUGAUCAGCUGAGCGGCGCCCAGCAGUGGUUGACCAAAUCCUUAACGGAGGAGAAGACCAUGAAGUCUUUCAGCAAGAAAAAAGGAGACCAGCCCACUGGGCAGCAGAGGAGAAAGCACCAGAUCACGUACCUGAUUCACCAGGCGAAGGAGCGAGAACUGGAAUUGAAAAACACGUGGUCCGAAAACAAACUCAGCCGGCGCCAGACCCAGGCCAAAUACGGAUUUUAGCACCUCUCCCCCUGGGGGUAGUAGCCCAGGUGACCUGCUGUGUCAGAUCCCUCCCGGCCCCCCGGGAAGUGACGAGGCCCCUGGACAGAACCCUGUCUGCUGCGUGGGUGAGAGGAUACAGCACUCCCCUGGCCACCAGGAGCAGGGUUUAGUGCGAGCCAUGUCUGUAACCCAACGCUCUGCUCUUUUUAUUUUGAACGACGGUGUAGAAGCUUCCAAUCACGUCUGGUCCGUGCAGCUAGGUUUGCUGUCGCAAAGAGUUGCUGGCCCAUCCGGAGAGAACACCGCUGGUGCCAGGUUGGGAGCUCUCGCCCUGUAGGUACACAGACCUCCGUCUUUCUCUCUUCCAAGUCGCUGCCAGAACUGUAGGCAGAACCUCCAUCUGUUUCAGACUCCACCGUCGCUCCGUUCCGAAAGGCAGCGGGAGGGGGUUUGCAUUGAAAGAGCCUUUCAAGUGUCCCCCCCUUUUUUCUUUGUACCUGAGUGGAUACACAGCUCCUCAUGUGCUAGUGAUGUUGGCAGUUUCCAGAUGUGGCUGAUCUUUUGUGUUUGCUUUCCUAGCCACCUCUGCUGGCAACUUAUGCUGAGGGGAAACGACUACUUGUUUUCCAGGGGCUGCUGGUUA